Messenger RNA from Dreissena polymorpha, 2050 nucleotides. Its product is annotated as nostrin-like. Gene Ontology annotation, cellular component: cytoplasm; plasma membrane. Lineage: Eukaryota; Metazoa; Mollusca; Bivalvia; Myida; Dreissenidae. Gene Ontology annotation, molecular function: protein binding. The record is from RefSeq and is a predicted model, not a curated record. The coding region runs from base 100 to 1728 and encodes 542 amino acids. The transcript is spliced from 16 exons.
CAAAAUUUCGAAAUUAGAAAAGGGUGCUUAUACAGUUUUUGUGUGAAUUUGCUGUGGAAACAUUCUGACCCAAAUGGGCUGUGCAAUGGUGCUCUAGGCAUGGGCUCCCACCACCACAGGCACUGUUCACACUGCCAUACAUGCAGGGAACAAGGGCACAGUCACAUGUUCGGGCCCAUAAGUCACAUGAUCCCUGGGCACUGGCAGUCAUGGAUCAGUGCACAGAUACAGACACCAGAGGAAACAGAGCGGGUCGCAAAGGGAGUCCUUGGUUUUGAAGAGCUGAAGAAGUACAUGAGACAGGGGAAUGAAUUCUGUAAGGAGGUGGCCCUUCUUAUACAUGAAAGGGCUGAUCUGGAGACCAAGUAUCACAAGGGACUCGGUAUCAUAGCAGCCAAGCUCUCCAAGGUGGCACAAACCAGCAUAGGAACCCUGGGUGAGGGAUGGAAAGCUGUUGCUGCAAGUAUAGACACAGAGGCUGAUCUCCACAGGAACCUUGCUACAGCGAUGCUGGAAGAGAUUGCUAAACCUCUGAAACACCUGGUAGCAGGACAGAAAGAGGCCAGACGACCAAUUGAAGAACAUGUUGAGAAGUCAUUGAAGAGCUUGACGGAGAAACGAAAUGAUGAAAUCAAGGCAAAGAAAUCCGCAUAUGACACAGCCAAAUCCCAUGAAAAAGUAGAAGAACCGAAGAAUAUUAAAACAGACAAAGAUGCAAAUAAAACAGAGAAGAAGCAGAAGCAGGUGUUGGAUCGACUGAGGAAGGCAGAUAAGGCAUACUGUGAAUGCUGUGAGAAGGCAGAGGUUGCAAGGCAGGAGUGGGAGUUCACGGUGAAUAAGGCCAAUGUGCAAUUACAAACACUGGAUGAGGAGCGAAUAUCCAAAAUGAAUGACUUCCUCAACCUGUAUAACAGCCACCUGUCUGUACUGGGCCCCAGACUCUCACAGUGUUGUGACACACUACUCAAGUCAGUACAGCAGGUGGAUGUGUCCGGUGACAUCAGUCUGGUUGCUAAGACAAAGGGCUCACAGACUGCCACUCCUGAACAAAUGCUCAUCGACUGCUAUGCAGAGGACUCUCAGUUUACAAUGAAGAAGGAGCGGCGAAAGAUGGCGUUACAGCACUACCUGUUACAUAUCAGACAGUCGAUAGAGCGUGAACAGAAGGGCAGAGAAGGUGUGGAGAAGUUAGUGGGGGUGUACAAAGAGAGACCAAACUUUGCAGACCAAGACGCCCAGGAAGAUACCAGGCAGAGAUUAACUCAGGUGAUAUUCAUGAUGAACUUCUUGGAGGCUAACCACUACAAGAUAGCCACCAGUCUGGCCAGUAUUGAUGGAGGCCACAAACCUGCGUUUAAGUUUUCCAAAUACAUAGAGCAGGCCCGAGACAAACAGGGCAUGCUGGUGAGUCUGUUAAAGCUGCCCCCCAACCUGGCCUCCGCAGGAGACUCUGGGUACGAUGCCACCAGUGUCACACUGAGCUCCCUAGCAACCGUCGGCAUGGAUGAUAAUAUCGAUGAUGAUGAGUUUGAUGACCCUCCCUCACCUACUGGGAUGCUGGGGAGAUGCAGGGCCAUUUUCGACUAUCAGGCAGUUGAACAUGGGGACCUCGCCAUUCACACAGGUGACAUCAUCAACAUCACAGAGAAGCUUGGCAAUGGCUGGUGGCAGGGUGAGUGUAACGGCAGGUCAGGUGUCUUCCCGGAGAGUUACGUGCAGGAGCUGUGAGCGAGGGUGACGGCAAAAAGGGCACAGAGGUCGCGAGUAUAACUUCCACUUUUGUGUUCGAACAUUGGAGUAGAACGGAUAACGUCCCGUGGAUUAUCCAGCUGAACAUUGUGAUAUUAGAUAUUUGUUAAUGUCUACUGUGCAAUUGCUGGUGAAACCAUUCCUUGACCCAAAAUAAAGUUGGGUAACAAUGAAACUUAUGUUAUUAAUAAAUUGUGGUAAUUUUUUAUGUAUUUAAUAGGAAAAGUUAGCGACUACCAAGCUAGUUUCAACAAAUAAUCAAAACAGUGAAAAAUCCUACAAACAAACAAACAAACAAUAG